AUGCAACGCGCCACUUGCACUGGGAUUCGCAUCCGGUCGCCCUCAGAUGCUCGCGUCAUUUUCCACGGUGUCGUUCUAGACAUCCUACCUAUGGUCACCCGACGGUUGGACACCGAGGAGAGGAGUCUGAUUUCACCAGGCCAUGUGUAUGUUUGGGAGGAACGGGGACCACACGCUGAACUGACAGGAGUUGGUAUUGAGCGAUGGACAGACGGCAUUCGAUGGGGACCGUCGAGAGUCCGAGAGGGUUUCUUAUUCUACCACGAGAAACAAGCAUCGGGACACUUUUGUUCGGACAGCCUGUACGACCCAGCCACUCCGCGUGUUGUUGGUCCCCUUCUCACUCACCCCCCGUUUACAUUCAGAUCCUCCUCAAGCGAUUAUUCUCGGACAAUUCUGAUAAAGCAAACGUACACCGUAUUCGUGGACACACCACGGGGACAACAGAAAUGGCACCUCAUCGCCUAUUUCACUGAGGAAUCCCUUGAUAGACUGCAAUCUAUUGAAGACAUUCCUGAGUUGGCCUCGUUGCGCGUACCUCAUGGGAAGUACAAAAGUGCGAGAUCUGCCAAGGGCAGGCCAGAUCACAUCUUCAACCCCGAGAAUGAUGAAAACCCGGAAUUCUCGCGUUUGGAGUAUGUCCCGUACGCGCCUAACCUCAGGAGUGCUUCUGACAAUCCAGAGCCACCGGCGACUAACCGACCUUCAACACGGAUCGAUUUGCCAUUGCGGGAUCACAAGGGAUCCACAAAGACCGGCUCCGCAAGUUCUGCCUCCUCAAAUGUCAAACCCAACAGCUUGGCGCCCCUAACUUAUCUAGAAAAUAUCCCUCCACCUCGACGUCAUCCCAUGGAUGAGAAGGCUUUGAUGCUUUUUCAAGCUUAUGGCUUAUGA
Laccaria bicolor S238N-H82 is the source of this 894-nucleotide messenger RNA. RefSeq lists its product as uncharacterized. The record is from RefSeq and is a predicted model, not a curated record. NCBI's taxonomy places the organism in Eukaryota, Fungi, Basidiomycota, Agaricomycetes, Agaricales, Hydnangiaceae. Gene Ontology annotation, molecular function: DNA binding. The coding region runs from base 1 to 894 and encodes 297 amino acids. The transcript is spliced from 5 exons.